AUGGAUGAUAAGUUUGUUGAUGCUCAGAAAGACCACCAGGGGCAAGAUGAUUCGUUGCGUAGAUUGAGCGAGGAGCGGGAAUUAUCAGGAGAAGGUACUUUAAGUUCUUCUGGCUCAAAAUUGAAAAGGUUGGUCACAUGGUCAAAUCCACAGCAUGCACUAAUUUCAAAUGUUAAGCGUUUGCAAAUUAGUAAAUGUUGCAUAAAAGGUUCCUUGUCUCAAAGUGGUAUUGGCUUGGACAGUAGUAUUCCAAAGCACAUACUGAGCUUAGAUGAAAAAUUUCGUCAAAAAUGCAUGGAAUUGAUUCAUAUUAGUGCAUCCAAAGUAGCUCGUUGUAAUACAGCUGUGAAAUUGAGCUCUUCAAAGAUCAGUGCUUUGCCCGAGCGCUUGAAUGUGGCUGAAAGUAGAAGUGGAGAUACGUGUAGUUCUGCUAGAUUCGUGAUUGAAUGUCCAUUGGCAGCUGGAGGUGGGAGUGUAGUAAUAAGCCCUGCUGGACGGUGGAUUGUGGGUAGAGUUAUGAGGAGCAAGAGUAUUACGAAUACAUUAAAGAGCCCUUUGUUUCACCAAUUUUGGCCUUUGGGUGGCAAUACAGACUUGCGAAGAAUAGACUGCAAUAAUGACAGAGGCUCGAUAUGCUAUGAUUUCACAGACUCACCUGGCGGAUUUAGUUUCUCUUCUUCACCGAUGCUAGAAAAGGAAACACCAAUUCAGGGAAGCCAUAAAAGUGAAUCUAAUGCUGGCCACAAAAGACUUAUUUCUAUCUGCAGCACAAACUCAGCAUUGUCUGAUCAAUCUUCUGCUUCCACCCUUGCCACUGUUUCUCGGGGAAUGCUUCAAUGCACGUGGAAGGGAGGGAAUCCUCAUUUUGUUUUCUCCACAGAUGAACAAAGGGAGGUCUAUGUAGCCAACAUGUGGAAGGUCGAGUCUGAAGAGGAUAAGACUCUGGACUAUAUAUAUUUGUUUCAUUCAGGAAAGGGUGGGCAAAAGGACCAUGAGAUUCGUGAUAGUGAGUCACACCUUGUCGGUAAGAUGAAGGUCAAUAAUUUGGUCUCCCUCUGCCCAAGCAAUUCAAAGAUCAUGGAGACUGAAUUUAAUUUGUUUGGUGGUGGUAUUGAGAUGCACACUUCUAGCCAUAACCUCAGGAAGAGCAAGGGGUUAUCAAAAAAAGUGGUCGAAGCAUUCAGGACAACUCACUCAUCCAAACAAAGAACCAUCUCCAAAUUGAGUGGACCAUGUUUCAUAGUUGAAAAUCCUUCUCGGGAGCCAUGCCUUGAUACAGGCAACAAUCAAGAUGCCCUACGUGUGCCCAAUUUGGUAGAAGAUCAUCUCCCUCCAAAUUUCGAAUUGGCUUCCAUUGUUGUGAAAGACCAUCUCCCUGAUGAUCGAAAGGAGGAAGCUGGAGUACGGAUGUUCUAA
Pyrus x bretschneideri (Chinese white pear) is the source of this 1416-nucleotide messenger RNA. RefSeq lists its product as uncharacterized. The transcript has 2 exons. Lineage: Eukaryota; Viridiplantae; Streptophyta; Magnoliopsida; Rosales; Rosaceae. The record is from RefSeq and is a predicted model, not a curated record. The coding region runs from base 1 to 1416 and encodes 471 amino acids.